CCCAACACCUCACUCUUCGUGCGGAACGUGGCCGACGAUACCCGGUCUGAAGACUUGCGUCGUGAAUUUGGUCGUUAUGGGCCUAUAGUUGAUGUAUACGUUCCACUUGACUUCUACACUCGUCGUCCCAGAGGAUUUGCUUAUGUUCAAUAUCCUUUCUUCAGAUGGCUGAUUAGUGAGGGGUGUUGAAGUUUGAAAUUCAAGUUUGUGUAAGAGAAUGUAAAGCUGUACAGUAAUGGCGACCCCAAAGAGAAAGCAUGAAAGAACCUUUAGAGUAGAGUUCAACAAUUAAGGCAAGUAGACAAGCCAAAGACCUCUUAAGGAUCAGGCUUGAAGAGAAGGGAGAGUUUGGGAAAAGAAAAAAUAAAGAAAAGCUGGAAGAAGGACAAGCCAUAAUGGGAGACAAAGCUUCGCUUUAUCUACAAAAGGGGGAAAAGGUUGUUUUUCAAAGUAAAAGAUAAAGCCAUCUGUCAUUUUUGGCCAAGCAUCUCAUGACAAGUCCUUCUGACAAGCACUUAAAGAGUUAAAGGUCAAGAUGAAGUUGAAUGGUGGCCAAGAUUAAAGGAGUCAUUCCUGAUGUAUCCUACAGAAUAACAGUUUUUCUUCUGUUUGUCACUACCUUAACACUCACCACAUUUGAAGAUGUCCGUGAUGCAGAAGAUGCUCUCCAUAAUUUGGAUCGAAAGUGGAUUUGUGGUCGGCAAAUAGAAAUCCAGUUUGCACAGGGGGAUCGGAAGACACCAAAUCAAAUGAAAGCCAAGGAAGGGAGAAACCUGUACAGUUCUUCUCGUUACGAUGACUAUGACAGAUAUAGGCGAUCUAGAAGUCGGAGUUACGAAAGGAGACGGUCUAGAAGUCGUUCUUUUGAUUACAGCUAUAGAAGAUCGUAUAGUCCCAGAAACAGUAGACCUACUGGAAGACCUCGUCGUAGCAGAAGCCAUUCGGACAAUGAUAGGUUCAAACACCGCAAUCGAUCUUUUUCAAGAUCUAAGUCCAAUUCAAGAUCACGAUCCAAGUCACAGCCCAAGAAAGAAAUGAAGGCUAAAUCACGGUCUAGGUCUGCAUCUCACACCAAAUCUAGAGGCACCUCUAAAACAGAUUCUAAAACACACUAUAAGUCCAGCUCAAGAUAUGAAAAGGAGUCGAGAAAAAAAGAACCAGCUAGAUCCAAAUCACAGUCAAGAUCACAUUCUAGAUCUAGGUCAAAAUCCAGAUCACGGUCAUGGACUAGUCCCAAGUCCAGUGGCCACUAACAGUGUAUCCAUGUUGUUUUUAGGCAUGUAAGAUUCAUUUACACACAGUUCAGUUUACUUAAAUUAUCAGGAAUAUGAUGUUGCAACAGUGCUAAAAAAUAUUUUCUUUGUCAGUUUUCCCUGUAGCCGACAAUGGUUAAAAUUAAAACAAUGUUGAGAAGCCACUGAGAGAGAGCGAGAAAGAGAGAGAGAGAGAGAGAGAAUGUUCACUUGGUUAAAUGUCAUGGGCAGCUACUGAUUUGGUUGUGGUGUCUCUAUGUAUAUUUUUGUAAAGAUUUGCAUUUUUAAUGCUUAGAUAUUGGUGAUGACUUGAUUGAUCGUAACUUGCAACAUUGUCCUAUUAAAAAUGUCAUACCCGUAGAAAAAUUGGUACCAGUUUGUGCUGAACAGUUAAACCAACUGUUUAACUUGUUCUUUAAUGCUAAACUUUGUGAUAAAACGGAAAACUGGACAGCUGUAGUGCAACACUGACUGCUGUGAAAUGCAGACUGGCAAUUUUAUGUUUCCGUUGUUCAAAGGCAGGUUUCUGUGUUCUCCAUGCUCACUGACACGAGUAGGUUGGUAAAUGGAGCUCUAUGGAGAGAUACUGUUGUGAUUUCUCUUUAACCCUGCCAUCUGGAGGGAUGGUACUAACAUUGCACGUACUACAUGAGGAGAGAGUUGGUCUUGGAAGCUCAUUAGGAGACUGCGCAGUGUCGUGACUUGUCAGGAUAGAGGCUUCGCUGCUUUUGACCUGGCUGCUAGUAUUAAAUGUGUGAGGGGAAAAAACCAAAACACCUUGAAAUGGAAAAUUAAAUUCAGAUUUCAGCAAAUGGCAGAGCAACUAAAUAUUAGGUUGUGUGUACAUUUUAUGCCGUUUUUGUAUCUAUUCUAAAUUUUAGUGAGCAGUUAACCAUAAAAUUGCUUAGUUUUCCUGCUGUUAGAUACAAGUAGAUUGUUUCGAGUUGUGUGUGUACAGUAUAUAAGAACUAAACUUUUAUGCCAAUGACUCCUGUGGUUAGUUGGUGUAUUCAUAGGUAUAAAACUGUAGCCAUCUCUCUUCUUGAGUAACAAAGGCUUGCUUUUAAACAUCAAAAAGUAUUUGGUCAAGCAAGUCUGAAUCACUUCUUCCUCAGACCGGCUAGUGGUUUGGUUACAAGAUUUUAUUUUACUUAAGAACAAAUGUUUGAAGUUGGAUAUGAACAAGAGCUGCAUCUCUAGCUAUUUAGUUUAUCACUAAUACAGUAUAUUUAGUAAAUUGAAUGUGAAAAAUAACAAAACCAGUGUGUCAUCUUACCAGUAUUUCUCUAGAAGGCAAGAUACUUUGUUAUGAAAAUGGCUUUUGGCAUUGUUGGUUUUUUUUUUCCCCUCUAUUUACUUUCAAAAGCCGGCAUCAAACACCUAGUGUUCCUUGCUGUCUUAUGUAGUAGCAUAUAAAGACAUUGAUUUCACAAAGUUCCUUUUUAGAGAAAUGUUUUAGGUUUGGGUUUUAGUGUUUUCAGCAGGGCCUUUGAAGAAAUGCAGAUGGCUUUUAAAUAUUGGCAGUGGAACGUGCUUAGGGGGUUGAUUCUAGAAUUUUUGUACAUUUGAUAGUAUUUCUAACUUUUUCUUUACUAUUUGCAGUUAAUGUUCAUGUUCUGCUAUGCAAUCAUUUAUAUGCACGUUCCUUUAAUUUUGUAGACUUUCCUGGAUGUAUAGUUUAAAAACAGCAAAAAGUCUAUUUAAAACUGUAGCAGUAGUGUGCAGCUCUAGCAGAGGAAAGUUGUGGGAUUAAACUUUGUAUUUCCUUUCUUAUAGAGGCUUCUAAAAAGGUAUUUUUAUAUGUUCUUUUUAACAAAUAUUGUGUACUACCUUUAAAACAUCAAUGUUUUGAUCAAAAUAACUAAAGACCCAGCUUAUUUUCUGCUUGCUGUAAAUUUAGCAAACGUGCUGUAAUAAAAAAAUGAAGGAAAUACUGAUCCACUGGAAUUAUUGUAGCUUUAGAAUUUGACUCCAGAGCAUGGUUAGGAGUAGAGCUAUGCAUCCCUUACGGAGUAAAAUCCUUACUAUGGUAUUUCAGUAAAGUCAGGAAUUUAUCAUUUAGUGUCUGGAUAAAUACCAUUUCGCAUUCUUAAAGGGGUACUAGACAAAAUAAGAAUGGUAAGCAUAUGAUUUAGUCUAAUAUAUUGACAUUUGUCUUAACUUUCAUUAUUGCUAGAUGGAGUUCCCUGUGGUUAUAAUUCAGAUGUUAUUAGCCAGGUCAUGAACUACUUAAAAUCAGCACUUGAAGAUUCAUGUAGAACCAAAUUUCUAGUAUCACUGUAUCAAUUUAUAUUUUUCCAUAUCAAAAAUUGCACCAGCAGUGGUUCUCUAGAAGGUGGCACAGCUUUGCUGAUGACAUUUAGAAUUCGAGCUGCCUCCUGACACGUUUAUUUACAACCAGUUCUUCUUAUGCCACUGAAUGAAAACAACUCUGAAAAGCACUUAAUUCCUUUGAUAAACCCAACUCUAACACUUUGUAAGCUGAGCUGUGAUGAUCUUGUAGCUGUCUGUAACAAUGGCAGAAAAAGCCCACCCCUUUUUCAGCUUCCUUAAAUGAAUAUAGUCUUCAACACUAAAAUCCUCCUUAAAAGUGAUCCUCCUGAGUGUGUCAUGGGAAAGCGGUGUUAUGUUGUUGUCAGCAGCCUGCAAGGGAUCGCUGUAAUUAACAUUCAUGUGAGUCCAGCCAGAAUUACAGCUGGAUCAGUGGGGAGGAGGGAGGAGAAAUCUUUGUGUCCAGACUGAGAUUCUAAUUUGAGACUGCAGAGUAACAGUAACUAUACCUUAACUAUUUUGUCAGCAUGUCCUUAUAUUGUGUGCCUCAACAUUUAUGUAUAGCACAGUUUAAAAAAAUUUUUGUUUUGAAAAUCCAGUUCAUUGCAAGUAUAAUGUAGUAUCUGACAGUUCUGAUGGUUCUUUCUUUCUCUCCCAGAGGUAGGACUAAACUUUGACUUGACUUGUGUAUAUGAACAAGCCAGAAAAGCCGAACACAAACCCACGAUGUUUCAAGAGUGCAUGAAUAAAGAUGUUGUCCUAGUUCUUGCUCCCAUGGAAAAAUUGUGAAGAAGCUGUUCUGUGGGCCUUUCAGUUGGGGACGAGUUAGCAGGAUGUGGCCAAAAAAAAAAGGGCAGGGAAUGUUUAUGCAUUCAUGCAAGUCAAGCCACAGCCCAUCUAGAUAACAUCUCCCUUCCUUGAUGCAGGUAUCCUAGUCCUGUUCUAAAAAAAAAAUAAAUAAAAGCAGUAGCCUGUCUUGUGCAAGCUACCUGCAGGUUAUGCACAGUUGGAAUGCAAGAACAUAUGCAGGCUACAAAAGAUCAUGUCUAGGCAUCUUUCUUUUGGAGUCUCAAGAAUGGUGGGAAUUAUGGUUUUUUCUGUGGUAAACUAGAUUUUUUGUCAUUCCUGCAAAAUUUGUAGAAUUGAAGUAGUGUGUUUAAAAAAUUUCUGCUGAAAGUAACGGCUGUGCUCCAAAAUAUCUGCAGCAUAUUGAUUUAGCUCAGCAGUCAUAGAAGGCUCUAUUGGAACUUCUUUUUCACCAAAAGUCCAUGCACCCAACUGAUAAUUAAAAAAAAAAUCUUAAAAUUUAGUGGUUAAGUAGCUGGGUGUUUAAAUUAGGGACUAUAAUAGACUGGUCUCUGAAAACUAAAUGUUAUCCUUUCUAUGUCUUUUAAAGAUGUUUAAAUGUACAGUAUAAUGGCUUUAUUCAAAGUGGAAAUUUUCAAUUUAACUGUUUGAGCUCUCUUCUUGGAAAGAGCUUUUUUUUUUUCUUUUUUUUUUUUACUGUUUAGUCUGGGGUAACAGCUUGAACUAUGUCCAGAGAAGGGCAAUUGGUUGGAUACACAUUGCAGCACUGCUACUUGAUUUUUUGGCAGGGAUGUUGCAGAUGAACAUUUUGAAGUACAAAGGGAUAAAUUUACACAUUUUUAGGACAUAAUCACCCAUUAAUAAUUGCUGGGUUUUUUUCCAUUUAUCUUGUAACUUGCUUAAAAAGUCUGUAGUCCAUUGCUAUAAUAUUUGUCUGAAGAUGCUCUUACUGAUGAGACUAUUCUAGGAAGGGAAGACUAUGUACCCUGUAGUGUGUUUGAUCAAAAGAUGCUAAUGUUUUAUUCAUACACAUCCUUUCUUCUUGAGUUUUGUGUUCCAUCUGUGCAAAUAACCCUGUGAAUUGGGAAUAAAAUGUACAAGUUUUGACUAUAA
Messenger RNA from Grus americana (Whooping crane), 5444 nucleotides. RefSeq names its product serine and arginine rich splicing factor 10 (gene SRSF10). Lineage: Eukaryota; Metazoa; Chordata; Aves; Gruiformes; Gruidae. The transcript has 7 exons. The coding region runs from base 546 to 1253 and encodes 235 amino acids. Gene Ontology annotation, molecular function: RNA binding. The record is from RefSeq and is a predicted model, not a curated record.